This is a messenger RNA of Stereum hirsutum FP-91666 SS1, 2126 nucleotides long. RefSeq lists its product as uncharacterized. The record is from RefSeq and is a predicted model, not a curated record. The transcript has 5 exons. NCBI's taxonomy places the organism in Eukaryota, Fungi, Basidiomycota, Agaricomycetes, Russulales, Stereaceae. Bases 1 to 1017 code for a protein of 338 amino acids.
AUGUUGCCCCUCUUGUGCGGUAUCGUUCCGCUUGCAGGUCUACUCUUCUCUUCUCUCAUCUUCUCAACACAAACAUUCGUCAAAAACGCUAUUAGUCGGCUGAGUCUUCCCGCAUUUGAACCAACUCCCGAUUCUUUUGUGGACCUCAGGCUCCCUUUAUCGUCUUCCGAUUUCUCUUUUUCGUCGAGUUCCGGCAUCAUCAUAGAUGUCUACUACGACCCGACUCCCUCGUCUGUUCUGCAGCCUGUGCAUGGACCGGAGAUGUACACUGGGUUGCCCUUCCCCUCCGAGCUCCCUCUACCGCCUUCUCUCAUCAGAGUCGGCGAAGGGAGCAGAUCCCUUUGGCACACUGAGUCAGUUAUCCUGCUAUGUGUCGCGACGAUGACAUUAUCAUCACUGUUCACCUUAUUAAUGGUCCAGUAUUUGAAGUCGAGAGCACCGGCACCUAGCACUCCCAAGGCAGUUCCAAUCCUUGACGAAACUAAUCAAUGGGGCUAUGGCGUGUCGGUCUACUUCGAGGAGGCACCCAGGGUCAAUAUCCUUUGGACGUCCGAUAGACAAUCUAUCUGUCCAGCCUCAGAGGUUCUAUGUCUCGUUCCCGAACGGGGCCAGUUUCUCUGGGCAGAUUUCUCGGACGCUAUCUCCGCCUUGGGUUUCAUCAAGGUUAGUAAGGAAAACCCGCAUUAUAUGCUCGGCGACGAAGGCAUCUGGUACUCGGAGCAUCUCAUCAUGCCGUGGCUCGAAGCACAUAUCCGGAGCGGCGCAAUACAAAUGAACGACGAUACAUUCCAAGAGCUUGAUAGGCUGCUGGCGCCCCCGAACUACAAACCCGCGCGAGACUGGGGCAACGCGACCCUAGAUGGUGGCUCGUAUAUACAUGAGUCGAGCAGUGUUGACGACGACGACGGCUACCGAGACGAAAACGAAGGCUGGUCGGACGAGGAGGAUGACGAUGAGGAGGAGGAGGAGGACGAGGACGACGUGGGUGAUACCAACACGAUUCCUUUACCCGGUUGAUAUCCCGGUCAGGAAUCCACAAUUGUGAACGCAAGCCGUCACUCCGCCACCACGUUGCUAUGGCCUUCGGUUCACAUCCUUUCACUCAUAAUCACCCCUACAGGACCGAGCUUACCUUCAUCGUCCCAGUCCUAUUCAAUGGCGCUAUGGUGCUGGACCUCAUUGAAACAAUCCUACCAAGCGUACGGUCAUCGAGACGUUGGGUCUUUGCUACACAAACAUCACCCACUUUCGACCAUCACAGCCGCCAUCUCCAUCCACGCACCCUACAUAUCGUCAACGACAUUUUCUUUCCUCCAACUAUCGUCCAACUCAGACGCCCGUCGAAGGGAUGUCGAUCUAUCGGCUUUACCAGCACAAGGGGACCGGAGUGGAUCACGUUUAGCAUCUAUCUACGUCAGGCGAAGGACACGGAGAUUCAGCGAAGGUCACCCCAUGGUGGGGAAUAUCGCUGGGGGCGAUGGCCGCCUCUGUCACGAAGCCUACGAUGACGCGGCCACUCGAACAGUCUGAUGUCGACGUCGUUAUCGAGGCCGUACAAGGCUGCAACCGACCCAGCGUAGUCGGCACAAUCUGCUUAUUGCUCCCUUUCUUCUAUUUUAUCUUCUUUCCUUUGCUUACUCCUACUCUGUGGCUCUUCCGUUUUCUUUCUAUUCCCAUGCGAUUCUGUCUCAUAAUCCUCAACACUACUUCGUGGCCGCUUCCUCUACUCAGCUUCCCUCCCUUACUCCUCCCCUUAUGCAUUCAUACAUUGGCGUUCUCUUGUCGCGCUCGUGUCGCAAUUAGGCUCCCAUUCGAGACCUACCGGCACUUCCUACCCCAUACAUCCACUGCCUGCGCCUUUUAUUGUUUACUCACUGUACAAACCCGCUUCGGGUGGACUUUUCCUGAGCACCGCCGGGCCUGUGCGGUGCAAGCAUAACUGUGUAGAACGAGGGGACACGUCUGGUUAAUUAUGCUCACGCUCUUGUCGGUACUUGGGAUGGAAUUCGUGUGUAGCAUUACUUCGUGAUUACUCGCGCGCGGAAUGGACACCACUGGGCUAGUUGCAACGAUUCGAGUAGCACGCACAGAGUCAUGGUCGUUAAAAUCCAUUCGAUAAUAUAAAC